CCUCGUUUUUGUGUGCGUGCUUCAUAACGCCCCGGCCAGAUUUGUGUCUGAACGCCUCUGUUUCAGCACUAUCUCGAUAUGCUAGCCUUGAGCUGCCUGCUACACUGACAAGUUUCUGCGAUAUAGCCGAGAGUGGCUACGCGAGAGAGCAUCACAGCCUGAUAGCCUGCUGCUACCCCGGGAGAGGCGAUGAUGGCGGCGGCCGUAGAGAGAGGAGGAGUGCGGGCCGCUUUCCUGAACCCAGGUAGCGGCGGCGGGAUCGGUGGACCACCCCCGGCACCUAUGCCCUCUGCUCCCGGAGCCGCGGUUGGAGCGGGAGGCAUGGGUUCGAAUUCGGGUGGGUCGGAUGGUCCCAUGCCCGUGCCUAUGAAUCUUUUUGCGACAUGGGAAAUAGACCGCUCUUCUCCGAGUUGUGUUCCAAGAUUGUGCAGCCUGACCCUCAAGAAGCUGAUUGUCCUCAAAGAAUUGGACCGAGAGCUUAGCUCCGUGGUGAUAGCUGUCAAAAUACAGGGCUCCAAGCGCAUCUUGAGGUCCAACGAGUAUGUCGUUCCUCCAGAUGGACUGAUGGAGACUGACCUUGAGCUGACCUUCUCACUCCAGUAUCCCCACUUCCUCAAAAGGGACGCCAACCGAUUGCAGAUCAUGCUGCAGAGGAGGAAGCGAUAUAAAAACCGCACCAUCCUGGGGUAUAAGACCUUAGCUGUGGGCGUCAUCAAUAUGGCAGAGGUGAUGCAGCAUCCGACAGAUGGAGCCCAGAUCCUGGGUCUCCAUAGCAACGUGAAGGAGGUGCCGGUGCGUGCGGCCGAGCUCAGCGUGUAUUCCCUGUCCAGUCAGCCCAUUGACCAUGAGGACGGCAGCGGGCAGCCAGGGACUAAGGCCAAAGCCUUAGAUCGCUCCCCGGAUAUGGACAACUACUCAGAGGAUGACGACGACAGCUACUCCUCGGAGCAGGAAGCUAGCGACGAUGCUGUUCAACCAGUGGACCUGUACGAUGAGGAUGAGGAUGUGCAAAGGAAGCCAAAGAAAAACCGGAGGAAAAUGAUUCGUACAACAUCCAUGACAAGGCAACCCAAUUUCAAACAGAAGUUUGUGGCCCUGUUGAAGAGAUUCAAAGUGACGGAUGAGGUUCUGGACUCGGACCCAGUGGACCAAACCCAGGAGGUGGAGGAGGAUCUGGACCUGCUCUAUGAUAGUCUGGAGGUUUACAACCAGAGUGACAGCGGCCCUGAGAUGGAGGACAACGAGAGUGUCCUCAGCACGCCCAAACCCAAACUCAAGCCCUUCUUUGAGGGAAUGUCCCAUUCGAGCUCCCAGACUGAGAUUGGGAGUCUACACAGUCAGAAGAGCCAGCCCAGGGACCUGGCCAGCAUCGGUGGAGAGCUGCUGUCCCCGGACAGGGCCAAAGUCCAAAUAGGGACCAAGUAUACAGACGACAGCGCCAGAUUGGAGUCUCCUGCAGGGGACGCGGAGGAUGAGGAGACAAGGGCUGGCACAGGGUCAGGGGAGGCUAACCCCACUCCCAUCAGCUGGGACCUGAGCACGGACAAACUGCCCGGCCCAGUGGCCAAACUCUGCAAGACCGAGUCCCAGACACUCAUGUCGCCGAGUAAAACAGAGAACAAGCUGCAGAGGCGUCCUAGGAGCACAUCCAUGAAGGACCGACAGAACUCCAAGGCCCAGAGUGACAGGACCAGCAGCAUCGACAGCGAGACAUCCCCGGAAUCCAGGAUCGCUGUCCAGGUCCCCAGGAAGUCAGUGUAUGACCAGCUAAACCAGAUCCUUAUCUCCGACGAGCAGCUCCCCGAGAGCAUCAUCCUCAUCAACACCACAGACUGGCAGGGCCAGUAUCUAUCUGAGAUUCUCCAUGAGCACAGCCAGCCUAUCGUGUGCACCAUCUCUGGUGCGGAUGUCCAUGCGGCCUUCAACACCAUAGUCACCAGGAUCCAGAGAUUCUGUAACUGCAAUGCCCAGACACCCCCCACCAUCAAAGUGGCAGUGGCCGGAGACCAGAGUUACCUCAGCACCAUCCUCAGGUGCUUCGUGGAGCAGCUAGCCAACAAGACGCCUGAUUGGCUCAGCUACAUCCGCUUCCUGGUCAUCCCUGUUGGCACUCAUCCUCUGGCCAAACACAUGUCUUCGUUCGACAGUAAGUUCAACAACAUCUUCAUGGACGCUGGCUGGAGGGACUUGUUCGGCAGACUGGAGGCCCCAACAUCAGUUUCCAUAGACAACAUUGAUGUAGCAGGCCGCGUGUCUCAGUACCUGGCUGGGGCCAGCGUCUCGCACCAGUGUCCCAUCUCUGAGGCCAUGCUCACCUACAAACAGAAAAGGAAGAGAAGCUUGUAUUUUGAUUUUUACAUCAGCCCUGACGAGGACUCCUGUCAGAAGUUUGUGCCAUUCAUUGGGCUGGUGAAAGUGGGCAUCGUUGAGCACAACCUUUCAACCUCAAUGGACUCUGAUGAUGCUGUGAUGGGGAGCAUCAAUAUGCUGGCCUCCCCUCCCCCCCAGCCGGGACCACCCUACAUGAAGGACCUGACCUGCACCCCGCCCCCCUCCCCCUCCGUCUCAGCCACCCUCGCCGGAGCCGGCUCUCCGGUGACGGGCGGGGAGGUGAUGGGGCUCCAGGUGGACUACUGGGCAUGUCACGGCGUCGACAAGAAGAAGGAAGGCGAGAAGCGAGACGUGGGCAUCAAGAAUACCCUAAAGAGCAACUUCCGCUCGCUGCAGGUGUCCCGCAUCCCCAACGGGGGCGAGCUGACCCCUCCUCCCGGCAUGGCCAUGACCGUCGUCAUGAAGGAGAAGAACAAGAAAGUGAUAUUCCUGAGUAAAAAGCCCAAGGAGAAGGAGGUGGACUCCAAGAGCCAGGUGAUCGAGGGCAUCAGCAGGCUGAUCUGCGCUGCCAAACACCAGCACACCAUGCUGAGAGUGUCCAUUGACGGUGUGGAGUGGAAUGAUGUCAAGUUUUUCCAGCUGGCCGCCCAGUGGCCCACUCACGUCAAGCACUUUCCUGUUGGCAUCUUCGGCUACACCAAGCCUGCCAUGUGACAUAUCACUGCCACCUAAACCCAAGUAUGGGUAGCUGCAGCCCAAUAUGGCGACCGGAGUAUGGGCAAGCGGGUGUGUCGAAAGGAGUGGGCGUAUGGAAAGCUAAUCAGCUAUUUGGGAAGAUUUGUUGCCACUCAAGACCGUUUUGCAUGGCUGAUACGAGUCAAUAAGCCACCGACCACUGCAGCGGUUUUGUAUCGAGGUGCCUGCUGACCGGAGGUGCUUCCAACUGGGCAGCCGUGUCACAUAGUCGCCAGCGGUAGCUAACAUGGCAAAAACAAAAAAAAUCUCCCAUGAUUUUGUUUCCAAUAGGAUAGAAGCCUACAUAAGAAAUAACUAAUAUUGAUAACCAUUGAGAUUUCACAUUGAUACAUACAUACAGUCUACUCAAUGGGCAGGGCAUGAAGGGCAACAACACCUGGACACAGUGUCCUUGCUCCCGCUUUGCCAAGCACCACUGUCCCGAUGUGAGAAGUAGCUAUUUAGUAAUAUCAGGGUGACAGUCACAGUGAGCAUACGCAUACAAGCAAUAGUACACCCAUCAUCAGUACUUUUCAUUUUUUUUAAAUAAACAAUUUGUCAGUUUUACAACUUAAAAAGGUACAAUUAUUUGUGUAAAACUAAAAGCGAAAUACGAUAGUUGUGUGGUAAGAACCGGGAACAAAAAAAACUGCAUCAUCAAAACCGUCUAACCCACUGGUUCUCAAUCCUGGUCCUGUGGACCCAAAGGGAUGCACAUUUUUUUCCCCCAUAGCACUACACAGCUGACUCAAAUAAUAAACUCAUGAGACUUUGAUGAUUUAAAUCAGGUUUGUAGUGCUAGAGCAAAAAUCUAAAUGUGCACCCCUUUGGGUCCCCAGGAUCAGGAUUGAGAACCAGUGGUCUAACCUAUAGUAGAGCGCUUUCAACACACCCACUCCUUUCCACAUGCCCACUACUUUCCUUUCCACACACCCACUACUUUCCUUUCGACGCACCCACUCGCCCAUACUCAGGUCGACAUAUUGGGCUGCAGCCCCCUUCUCUCUAAACCCUGACCCUAGAACAGCCAUUAUCUCCCAUAGAGAGAGACAAGCUGGAUUCCAUUCUGAAAAAUCACUCCCCUCCUUUCUGUUCUUUGAUAUUUGUAUUUACUAGAUAUUGAGGCUAUAAAUAUGGUAAUAGCUCCAUCAAGUGAAGAUUAUAGGUCCUUACAUGCUGGUUCCCAAUGUUUCAAAAUGAAAUUAUUAGAAAUACAUUUCUAAGUCUAAGUUUGAAAUGAAUCCAACUCUUUCAGCUCACCAUGGGCUUUCCAAGUUACCGAAGGUAGUGGGGAAAGCUGGGAGUAAAAUCCACCAGAUUGGAACCCAGCCGAGGCUGCUCUGACCAAGCAAAAAAACGUAAACAAACCCCCUAGUCCUUUUCCUGUGGAAACUGUCCAAUUACAAACCUGUGUUCCCAGUAUAAAAUGGAUGUUGCUGUCAACGUCAAAUGUUACUGUUUUAUCCACCAGCAAAAAAAAAGAAGGGAAAAAAUGUAUGCUGCCUUUUAAGUAUAAUAGUGUAUAUUGUGGUUAGAAACUUAGAAUGGCCACCUGUAAUGGCAGCUUUGUUGGCACUUUUUGUUACUAUAUUAUUAUUUCUGUGAAAUCCUAUAUUGGUAAAUGUCCUGUAUAUAAUGCAAGAGGUUUGAAGGGGUGCGUUGGAGUGUGUUCGCAGUGUGUGCCGGGAGGCAGUGUGGUUACUGAUAUUUAAGGGAAAGGGUGGGAUGCUAAGAGAGGAAUUGCUGUGAAAUUUGCAGAGGAACCCCUCUUGCUAUGGAGAGAUGUAUUUCGUUCUCUUUUUUAUUGAGAAAAGUGACUUAAGUUUUUGAUACUUUCAAGCUAGUAUACUUGCCUCCUUGAUUUAGAAGCACAUUUUUCGGAAACAGAAUAGGGACAAUCAGUAAACCAAGAAACUUGGCACUGUAUAACGAGAGACGUUCAUCAGAGAGUGGGAUGUAUCCUUUGACGAGAUCAAUGCAGGGACUUCACUUGUGAAUUUGUGAAGAGGGACGUAGGUGCAUGCAAGAAUCUCUGGACACAAACGUGAAUAGGACAGAGGAGUGAGUGUGGGGGAGGACAAGGAAAGAAGGAAACAAAUGUCUUGUUCCCAGUGCCCUGCUCUAACACACCUGAUUAGCCUAGUGUCUCUGCAAAGGGCUCAGCAGUGCAGUUUUCAGUAAUACCUUUCUCACACUACUACUGAGUUGAUCCAAGCUCUACUGCACUGGCCUGGUUAAGCAGCCAUUAUAGUUGCUGGAAUUGUGUUCCAAAUGACCAGGUGGAAAGAAAAUACAGUUAAACAUAGUACAGUUUGGCUUGGUACAGUAGUGUGAAAAGGGUAUAAGAAUUGCCCAGUGCAUUGCUCGGUUCUUAAACUAUUUACCGGUGACUUUGAAGUGGUGUUCUUUUUUCUAACUUCAUCCAUUCUGAAAGACAGCAAUCCCUUUACGAUCCUAGCGUGCCGUAUUCAACAAUGAACAAAUUGCUGUCAACUGUUCUCUGUUUUUAUACUCUCUUUAAAGAUGGACCCACUCAUAACGUUGAGUCAAAAAGGGCCACAGGCUUCGUUGGUUUUUAGGGUAUUGCCAGGAUUGACUCUGGGUACAUUGUGAGGGACCAUUUUAAUGUCGGCAAUGUUUCUGUAUCGUGUGUUGAUGUUGUUUCAUGAGGUGUGUUUUCUCAUAGACCUAUGAGGGAAAUAACGUCCUGUGCCACUUCAGUCGAGGCUAUGCAGGACACUGGAAGGAACUUGGAAGUCAAAACAUCAGAUUCCUGCCUUAGUUAUUCCGCCUCCGUCUUUUGACCUGGUAUGUUUGUGUUGUCUAAUGUGACUUGACACAAAAAUGCAUUUAAUUUGGAUGAAAGUGUGUUUUGGAGACUUUUAAGUGUGUGUGUUUGUGUGUGCAUGCGCUGAUAAGGGAUACUGUGUAACCCCAUUUGUCAAUUUCAACCCUUUGAAAACUAUGGCUUCACUUGCGAUUAGAUACUACAUCUAUAGUAUUAGUAUUAUUUGAUGUAUUUUUUGUUAAUCUUCACAGUGGUAGAUGAUUUUAACAACCGUGUAUGUUACAGUAAAUGUUAUCCUUCAUGCAUUGCUGACCGUCAAGGUGUCUCGUGUUUUUUCCUCGGAAAGAGGGAAGGUCUUCAGUCAAUCCCACUCAUUUCACUGUACAAUGUUCCACUAUUUCAUGAUACAAAUAUACACUAUAUAUAUAAAAGUAUAUGGACACCCCUUCAAAUGAGUGGAUUCGGCUAUUUCAGCCACACCCAUUGCUGACAGGUGUAUAAAAUCGAGCAGAGCCAAGUAAUCUCCAUAGUCAAACAUAGACAGUAGAAUGGCCUUACUGAAGAGCUCAGUGACUUUCAACGUGGCACUGUCAUAGGAUGCCACCUUUCCAACAAGUCAUUUCAUCAAAUUUCUGCCCUGCUAGAGCUGCCCUGGUCAACUGCAUAUUCAUGCCCAUGAUUUUGGAAUGAGAUGUUGACCAGGUGUCCACAUACUUUUGGUCAUGUAGUGUAUGUAUACAUAACUGAUACAUAAAUAUGUUCCACUACUUAAUAAUACAUAUUUAUAUUAUAGCACUACUUUUGGGAAGUCAAGCGGCACCAAGUAAUACCUAGAAAAACUGGACAGUCUAAUAACUCCAACAUUGAGCUUUACAGCUCUUUUAAGUAUAGUUAAAGUUUGCAUAUGUUUUUGCACAAACAUUAUUUUAAAUGAUGUGACAGACAGUAUUCUUUUUUUUUUUAUGAACCACUAAGAGAAUACAAGGUAAAAUCUCUUGUUUUUAUGAUGUCAUGUUUCAUAUCAGUUUUUGUUUAUUGAAAUAUUUGUUUUAUUUACAUCUUACUCUUUAUUAAGUUUUGUAUGGCCAUUUUAUUAUUCUAACCCUUUUCAAGAAAAGAGUUGAGCUCUUUUGUAAAGAAAUUCUGUUUGGAAAUUGGGUUUUGAAGUGUUGUAAGUGAAAAACAGGCUAUUAAAGGAGUGUUGAGAGAA
Messenger RNA from Oncorhynchus keta (chum salmon), 7064 nucleotides. Its product is annotated as phosphofurin acidic cluster sorting protein 2. Gene Ontology annotation, biological process: protein localization to plasma membrane. Gene Ontology annotation, molecular function: transmembrane transporter binding. The record is from RefSeq and is a predicted model, not a curated record. The transcript has 25 exons. The coding region runs from base 190 to 3045 and encodes 951 amino acids. Lineage: Eukaryota; Metazoa; Chordata; Actinopteri; Salmoniformes; Salmonidae.